AUGACACCCCAGCAUGGGCCCUCCGGGCCCCUUCAAGUCGCAUGCGCGACACCCCAGCAUGGGCCCCCCGGGCCCCUUCCAGUCGCAUGCACGACACCCCAGCAUGGGCCCCCCGGGCCCCUUCCAGUCGCAUCCACGAAACCCCAGCAUGGGCCCUCCGGGCCCCUUCCAGUCGCAUCUGCGACACCCCAGCAUGGGCCCUCCGGGCCCCUUCGAGUCGGAUCCGCGACACCCCAACAUGGGCCCUCUGGGCCCCUUCGAGUCGUAUCCACAACACCCCAGCAUGGGCCCCCCGGGCCUCUUCCAGUCGCAUCCAUGACACCCCAGCAUGGGCCCUCCGGGCCCCUUCCAGUCGCAUCCGCGACACCCCAGCAUGGACCCUCUGGGCCCCUUCGAGACGUAUCCACAACAACCCAGCAUGGGCCCCCCGGGCCC
This is a messenger RNA of Volvox carteri f. nagariensis, 435 nucleotides long. RefSeq lists its product as uncharacterized. Lineage: Eukaryota; Viridiplantae; Chlorophyta; Chlorophyceae; Chlamydomonadales; Volvocaceae. The transcript has a single exon. The record is from RefSeq and is a predicted model, not a curated record. The annotation marks the transcript as partial.